Molecule: messenger RNA, 1384 nt
Organism: Pogoniulus pusillus (Red-fronted tinkerbird)
Lineage: Eukaryota; Metazoa; Chordata; Aves; Piciformes; Lybiidae
Product: oocyte zinc finger protein XlCOF26-like
Exons: 2
Coding region: 159-1082 (307 amino acids)
Biological process (GO): regulation of transcription by RNA polymerase II
Cellular component (GO): PcG protein complex; chromatin; transcription regulator complex
Molecular function (GO): RNA polymerase II cis-regulatory region sequence-specific DNA binding; DNA-binding transcription factor activity, RNA polymerase II-specific
Source: RefSeq, a predicted model, not a curated record
AGCAGAGAUUUGCGCCGCAGGCUCUGAGCUCCCCAGGCCGGCAGGAGCCUGCCGGGGCCGGCGCUCGGCACCGUCCUGUGCGCGGAGCUCUGCCUCGGCCUCCGCUCUGCGCCCCCCGCGUGUGCCAGGGCACAGCAGUGAUUCCUUCCCUCAUCAGAAUGGCCUCACAGGAGGACCAAGACAGGAGAUGGGAGGAGCAGAACCAUCCAGGAAACAAGAUGGAGCAGCCAAAGUACAGCUUUGAGGAAGAGAAGGAGGAAGAGGACAAAAUGGAGGAUCAUAAUGAGGUGGAAAAUGACAACUCUGAUGAUGACAAAUAUGAGGAGGAAGAGGAUGAUGAGAAUGAAGAUGAUCAGGAAGAGAAGGAGGAUGAAGCCAUGGGAAAAACUUGCAGCUCUGAUGACUGCAGCAAGAGCGUCAGCAACAGGAGCUCUCUCAUCGUCCACUAUCGUACCUGCGCUGGUGAGAAGCCUUUCACCUGCCCUGACUGCAGCAAGAGUUUCAGCCAGAGCACUGCCCUCGCCCAGCACCGCCAUAUCCACACUGGUGAGAAGGUCACCUGCGCUGACUGCGGCAAGCGCUUCAGCCGCAGCGACACCCUCCGCAACCACCGCCGCAUCCACACUGGAGAGAAGCUGUUCCCCUGUGCUGAGUGCGGCAAAAGCUUCACCCUGAGCACCAGAUACAUCCGGCACCAAAUCACCCACACUGGUGAGAAACCCUACAGCUGCACUGACUGUGGCAAGAGCUUCACCUUCAGCUCCGCACUCGCUUCCCACCGUCGUGUCCACAGAGGUGAGAAGCCCUUCACAUGCUCUGACUGUGGCAAGCGCUUCAGCCGCAGCGACAGCCUCCGCUACCACCGCCGCAUCCACACCGGAGAGAAGCUGUUCCCCUGUGCUGAGUGUGGCAAGAGCUUCACUCUGAGCUCCAGAUACAUCCGGCACCAACUCACCCACACCGGUGAGAAACCCUACAGCUGCACUGACUGCGGCAAGAGCUUCACCCAGAGGGGCAAUCUCACUUCCCACCGCCACACCCACACUGCUGACCAACCCACACUGCAGGGGAGGCACAAAUAGGCCCCCUGAGAUCUGGUGGGAUAAUCGUGAUCCCCUUGAGAAAACCUUUCCAGCAGAUUGAACCAAAAUCUCCUCUUUUUCACCUGUGUUUCUCGGAGGCUGGGGGCUCCAGCAGGAACAGACACCUCCUGCCCUUCUGAGCACUAAUUAGUGGUGAUGAGAAUAAUUACAGAGCUGCCACCGGAGCUGGGCUGAGCUGUGCAGGGACUUGUCUGGUUGUUCUUCAGUUCUUUGUAUCUCCCUGAGGUAAAAAUCCACCCUGUCCAUUGCCCAGUUGUGUCAAUAAACCCCCACAGUGACCC